Messenger RNA from Lithohypha guttulata, 726 nucleotides. RefSeq lists its product as uncharacterized. NCBI's taxonomy places the organism in Eukaryota, Fungi, Ascomycota, Eurotiomycetes, Chaetothyriales, Trichomeriaceae. The transcript has a single exon. Bases 1 to 726 code for a protein of 241 amino acids. The record is from RefSeq and is a predicted model, not a curated record.
AUGCCCAAAUCAGCAUGCUUCGACGUCCUAGGGACAUGCUUCCACUUCCAACCCCUCAUAGACAUCAUCCACGAAAUCCUCAGCAGAAACACCUCCCCCAAAACUACAAUCGACGCAACCACCCUCUUCCACUCCUGGUUCUAUGCCGCCCAACGCGAUUUCACCUACGUCUCCAUCUGCGGCUCGUACACGCCCAUCGCCCAGAUCCUCAAACAGACUUUUCGCCGGGCCUGCGCGAUUGUCGAUUUUCCCGAUCCAAACAAACACAUCACGGACAAGGAUCUCGAAAACAUCAUGACGGAGAUUAAGCGGCUGCCUCCACGACCGGGGCUCAAGGAGAUCUUCGACGGGUUGAGAGAUGAUGGCUGGGAUGUUUAUGCCGUUACUAAUGGUGGUAAGGAGUCGUCAUUGAAGUACUUUGAGUUGGGCAGUGUUCAGCUUGAUGGCGAUCAUUUAUUGUCUUGUGAUGACAUUAAGGUUGCGAAGCCGGAUAUGAAGGUCUAUGAGAAUGCCGGGAGUUGGUUGGAGGGGAGGGGGUGCGAGAAGAGUCAGAGGUGGUUUGUGGCGGCGCAUAGUUGGGAUCUGAUUGCGGCGAGGAAGGCUGGGUUUAGGACGGCGUGGGUUGCGCAUGAGGAGAGGGAUCCGGUUAGGGAGGUGUUUGGGGAUUUCGAUGUUGUGGCGAAGGAUUUGAGGGAGUGUUUGGAGAUGAUGAAGAAGGCUGCGUGA